Ostrea edulis (European flat oyster) is the source of this 2081-nucleotide messenger RNA. RefSeq names its product neuronal acetylcholine receptor subunit alpha-7-like. The transcript is spliced from 8 exons. Gene Ontology annotation, biological process: monoatomic ion transmembrane transport; chemical synaptic transmission; signal transduction. The record is from RefSeq and is a predicted model, not a curated record. Gene Ontology annotation, cellular component: postsynaptic membrane; synapse; neuron projection. NCBI's taxonomy places the organism in Eukaryota, Metazoa, Mollusca, Bivalvia, Ostreida, Ostreidae. Gene Ontology annotation, molecular function: acetylcholine-gated monoatomic cation-selective channel activity; transmembrane signaling receptor activity. Bases 100 to 1470 code for a protein of 456 amino acids.
UUAUAAUGCAUGAUAACUGCGCAUGUUCGGAGUAUUGCGGUAUUCCGAAUGCCAAUUUGACUGAUCACGACAAGAGACCAUUUGCCGAAUUUCUGAAGGAUGUUUGUCUGUGCAGUAUGUUUUGUACUUCCUCUUCUAUUUCAAGACGUAUUCACCACAAACAAUACUGCCUUCUCCACAAGGCUGGUAAAAACAUUGUUGGAAAAUUAUGAUCCACGCAUUCAUCCUGUUCGAAAUGCAGGGGAAAACGUAUCUAUAGCAGUGAACAUUGGGCUCAGACAGCUAAUGGAGUUGGAUGAAAAGAAUCAGGUUAUCAAGCUCAAUAUUUGGAUGCGUUUGUGGUGGAAUGACCCUUUUCUUAGCUGGAAUAAGAGCGAAUAUGGAAAUAUUACACAAAUAAUUUUACCAUUUGCAAACGUCUGGACACCGGACAUCACAUUGUUUGACAGCGCUUCUUCCGUAAUGAUGCCGGGUCGGACAGAGUAUCGACCGAUCGUCAGUCACACCGGUUCCGUCAACUACUUGUUCUCUACUAUAGUGGAUAGUGUUUGUCGGGUCAAUGUUCAAUAUUUCCCCAUCGACACCCAAGUAUGUCCACUGAAGUUUGCCUCUUGGUCAUAUUCGGGAGUAGAGAUUGACCUUUACCCAAAGACACCAACAGCAGACACUGAUUUCUACAUCACUCACAAUGAAUGGGAUAUGGACUCCGCUCUUGCCAGGAGAAAUGUAAUGUACUACAAAUGCUGUACGGAACCAUUCCCGGAUGUGACGUUCUACAUUAAGAUCCGUCGCAAACCCUUCUUUUAUCUUGUAUCCGUGCUCUUUCCCUGUAUGCUGACGUCAUCUAUCGCUACUUUGGGUUUCCUUUUGCCUCCAGAAUGCGGUGAAAAGAUUUCUCUGAAUGUGACAGUUCUGCUGUCAUUGGCUGUUUUUCUGUUAAUGGUAACUGAUCAGCUUCCUGCUUCAUCUGAACAUUUCCCGUAUGUAGGGAUGUAUAUGGCAUCUUUAAUGAGCCUUGUGGCCCUAUCGCUACUGAUGACGGUCUUGGUCCUAAACAUACACUUCAAGCAAUCAUUUGGAAACAGGGUUCCUCCGUGGAUGCGAAAAAUAUUCAUUCAGUAUCUUGGAUUUUGCUUUGGUCGAAAUUGGAGAAAAGCAUCAUACAAGAAGUCCAGCAACACAUACAAGAGUGAAUUUAAAGCCAACGAAAGAAGCAUAUUGUGCAAUUCUGAAAAGAACGUGAACAACUCUACAAGAGAACCUGUUGCGUGUAGAAUUGGAGGCUUUGGACAAGAAAUCAUCGACGCAGGUGAGGAGCACGACGUCGGUGACGAUGAAGCUUUAAACAGAAUUGAUGUCAACGAAUGGCACGAGGUCGCGAUAAUCAUGGACAGAUUGUUCCUAGUUCUAUUUAUCAUAUUUACGGUGACACCGACUGCUUUGUUUCUAUCUUUGAUGGCAAGUGGGUGAUCAUUCUAUGCUAUAUCAAAAUCUGAACUUUCGUUUUCUAUGGCGCAUGCGCAACAAGAUGUUGAUACCAUGACAAAAACCUUGUGGAUUUUAAGAAAAUAUAUUGGUAAAAAAAAAAAUGAAAAUACAUUUUUCUUUACUGAUGACAUUAUGUUGAAACGAUAAAGGACUAUACAUGUAUAUGCUAUUAACAUCUUUAAAGCUUAAAAGGGACUGAAAUAUCCUUUAUUUAACGAAAAAGAUCAUUACCAAAACAGUUUCACAUAAUUUGUCUUUGAUAUUUACAAUCAUUUGGAGUACAUAACACCAAUGUAAUGCAAUUUCUAUCAAAUUUAGUAAAUGCAAUGUUUUAAUAACUUCUGCUUCAAGGAAACAGCACAGCUUUAGACAAACAAUUUUUUUUCCGUAUGUAUACUGGAAAAAUUAAUCUAUGAUAGAAAUUUUGUUAACGUUUGCACUCAGUAAAAAAACCCUGGAAAAUAACUGCACUGAAAACGUCGAUAACACUUUGUCUCCCUGAUGUCAUCAUUCGAACUCUAUGUCAUUUUGAGAAUAACUAUGGAAUUGCAAAAAAUACACUAUAUAUUGAAAAAGAAGCACGAGUGUUGAAU